AUGUUUGAUAUAAUUACAUUCUUAGUUAUUCUCUUCCUUUUUGCGGUAUAUUGUAAAAAACUCAAAGCGCAUUAUUUAACUUCCCAAAACUCUUUCAUUACUAAUGCGGAUGAAGCACACAAGAUUCUCAUUGACAGCGACUUACUUUCUCGCGUAAUUCCGAAUCAAAGGUUGAAAAAAUCUUUUCAAAUAUCAAAUCCAUUCACCAAUCCAAGUGAAGAGUAUCGUAAAAAAUUCGUCAAAGUUAUUCAUAAAACAAUCAAAUUUGAUGAUCCUAAAUGGCGAAAUUUUGCAAAUAUUGCGCUUGAAGUUGUAAAUAACGAAAGAAUUCUUAAAACCGGAUUCAUUGAAAUUGUUCCUUGGAUACAGAAAAUCACUCUAAGUGUUGUGUUGCGCGGUUAUUUAGGAUUUGAUACCAAUAUCUAUGAUGUCAUUAGUGACAUUCCUAAAAUCAUAAACGAUCUUUGGCUUAAGUCUAAAGAAUACAAUAAUAAAGAAUCAAACCAGCAAUCAAUAAGUUUGCUUCAAAAAUACUUCUAUAAUACAACUUCAAUUUCACAAACCGAAGAUAAUGAUACCAAUGUUAUAAAGGAAAUUUCAAAAAUAGCUCAAGAACAUUUAGAUCAUUUCCACGAAUCACCACAAACAACUUCCGGAUUUAUUAGCACAGCAGACGAACUUAAAACUCCGUUGAAUAUUGUGCUUCCAGCAUAUGAAACAAUGUGGAGGGUUCUUUUAUACGCAAUCUUAGAAAUUAAAGUGCGCGAAAUUUUACUGACCAAAAAUAAUUUGAAGAUGGAAAAAAAUAUAUACCUUAAGAACAUAAACAAUUCAAUUGAUACUUUUCUAAAGAAUCCAUCUGAUUCUACAUUAAAAAACAAUCAAUUAAAUUUUAUAGUUAAAGAAACGCUGAGACUAUAUCCCGCAACACGCCACAUACAUCGAACGCUCAAUGGAAAAGAUAAUACGAUAGAUGUAGAAGCGAUUCAGCGUGAUCAUACGGUUUGGGGUGAUGAUGCAUUAUGUUUCAAACCGGAACGAUUCGAAAACCCUAACGCAUCAUCUUCAGCAUCAUAUAUUCCUUUUUCUAUCGGCAAAAUGAAAUGCAUAGCAGCCGAUAAAUUUGCACCAACAGUGGCAGCUAUACUUAUUUCAGCCAUUUUAUCAUCAGUUGACAUAGUAGAUGUUAUCGAAAAUGAAGCGAUUGAAAAAUAUUUAAAAAAUCCUCAUUUGCCCUUUGAAAAUCAUCGUCUUGCUUUUGAUAAGAUGAUAGUGAAUGUUACAACACGAUUAAACUAG
Molecule: messenger RNA, 1299 nt
Organism: Cetraspora pellucida
Lineage: Eukaryota; Fungi; Glomeromycota; Glomeromycetes; Diversisporales; Gigasporaceae
Source: the annotation of a GenBank genome assembly